Messenger RNA from Guillardia theta CCMP2712, 1113 nucleotides. RefSeq lists its product as hypothetical. The transcript is spliced from 12 exons. The coding region runs from base 1 to 1113 and encodes 370 amino acids. The record is from RefSeq and is a predicted model, not a curated record. NCBI's taxonomy places the organism in Eukaryota, Cryptophyceae, Pyrenomonadales, Geminigeraceae.
AUGACCGAGGAAGAAAUGCUGCGGUCAGAUCGAGACAUGGCAGGCUGGACAUCGGGCAUGGGAAAAGGGAUGGGAUACAGCUGUGGUGGGGACGAGAGGUCAUGGGGAGACGGCCUGGCGGCAAGGGUGAGCAAGCCAGCCCUCAAGUCAUUCAAGGGUAGUAAGAAGCAUGGGCAUGAUGGGAGGAGCCUCAAUGGAGAAAACCGCGAGUGGCAAACUGAACUCAAGUGCUUCGUGGACGGGAAACCUGUCCCUGAGAAGCUAGAUGUCAAGUCCUGGGACGCCAAAGUCACAGCGGCCUGGGUGGCGUCCUUGAAUGACGGCGAGUUCGAGCACAACGUCCACAGACUGGAAGAGAUCGGGAUCAAAAGCUUCGGCGAUAGGAUAAAGAUUUCAGACCUGAUAGCACAGCUCAAGCGAAGAUAUUCAAAGCCGCAAACCGCGAUGUUGAGGCAGCCGUCGUGGCCGGAGUGUUUUUACCUGAUGUUGACAUUUCAGUGGGCCAACACAAGUGAGGGUAAGCAUGGAGCUGAGAUGAAGGAAGAGCUGAUUCAAGCAAACGGCGCCAUCGCUCUCGUUUCAACUCUGACCUGGAGCAUGGCGUGGGACCUCUUCUUCGGCUCUGCAACGCAGUGUUAUUGCUCCACCACUAAACCUGAUCUGUGUUACUGUUCCACCAGCUGGGAUCUUGGAGGGGGGCCUCUCCUCAUUUUCUACUGCUUUGCUGGAUUGUCGGCAUUCUUGUUCAUGUUCUCGACCAUCUAUGCAGUCCUGCAGAUCAUGAUGGUCUACGAAAUGUCUGAUGACGAAGAGCUGGAGUGUUUCCUCGACCUCGUCCCCCAGGACUCGCUGCUUCCAGGCAUGCUCUGCUUCUCCGUCCCCGUCGGCGUCUACCUCAUCUACAACGUCAACCUCGGCAUCGUCCCUGGCCCACAAGGACCCGAGCGUCACACCCAGCUGGUGUUCAGCUAUAUCGCCGCCAUUUUCUCAGCUGUCAUCUCCUGCUACGGCUUCCUUUACAAGAUCCCCUCCAUGGUCUACGCGGUGUAUCAGGAGCGCAAGGCCAAGAUCAUGGCAGUGGAUGACGACAAGACCAACGAGUGGAGCGAGUGA